AUGAAAACCGAAAAAAACAAUAAUCCCUCCGUUUACAUUGAUUGGUUAGAAAAGGCAAUAUCAGAAGACUAUAUCAAAAACUACGACUAUGCAAAGUUCACUAAUAAAGAAGAAAUUAACAGUGGUUCUUAUGGAAAUAUUUUUCGUGCAAACUGGAACGAUUCCGAUACCGUUAUGGUUCUAAAAUCUUCAUACAGUUCAGAUAUUAAAGAAAUCGUUAAUGAG
Messenger RNA from Funneliformis caledonium, 225 nucleotides. NCBI's taxonomy places the organism in Eukaryota, Fungi, Glomeromycota, Glomeromycetes, Glomerales, Glomeraceae. The record is from the annotation of a GenBank genome assembly.